Ramularia collo-cygni is the source of this 759-nucleotide messenger RNA. RefSeq lists its product as uncharacterized. The transcript has a single exon. NCBI's taxonomy places the organism in Eukaryota, Fungi, Ascomycota, Dothideomycetes, Mycosphaerellales, Mycosphaerellaceae. The record is from RefSeq and is a predicted model, not a curated record. Bases 1 to 759 code for a protein of 252 amino acids.
AUGACCGUGCCGGACUUCACCGUGACAGUUAACACCAUCGAUCAGCCAUCCAAGGAUUUCGAUCCAAUUCCCGCAACGAGACUCAGCUCCGAAAGACACCACGGCGUCAAUUUUGAGCAUGAUGAGAUCUCUCUGCGCGAUUCGCACUUGCGCUUCGAAAUUGCGUUACAAGACAUCCUCCACUCAUUGACCAGCGCGACGAUUGAUUAUCUUCGAUUAGGCAUUCGAUAUUUCGAGAUUGGCAUCRAAGCGCGGUCGUGUUCUUCUCCGAGCAACUCAGCAGCCCAUCACCAAUUCGGGAUUGAGGGAAGAAGAUGGGACGUAGACCCCUUCUUUGUGCCCUGGUUACAGGCCUUACACAUUGCGAUGGAUCUCGAGGCAAAUCUUGUGUCAAAAUCGCUCUCCAGGACAACCAGUGGCUGGACUUGCAGGGAGAUCAAGCAAGCUCGGGCGCUCGUCGACAGWGUUGAGGACACUGUGAGAAGUAUUGAGGAAGGAGUUGAACAGAUCGAGGACAUAGAGCGGAUGCGGCACUCUGAACACUUGCUCAAGCAACACGCGCAGGAUAGAGCAGAUGACAGGGAGGAGAGAGGUCUUGGGGAAGCCGAGAAAGAAUCGAGAAGGCUACGUAGAGGGAAGAAGGAGAGGGAGGCUUCGCAUGAUGCAGAACGGAGGGUCUUGCCACAGAUGGCUUUCGAGCAGGCCAAAUUUGACAAGUGGCAGAAGCGAGUCGAAGGGGUUGAAAGGAUGCUGGGGUAG